Messenger RNA from Ilyonectria robusta, 807 nucleotides. RefSeq lists its product as uncharacterized. The coding region runs from base 1 to 807 and encodes 268 amino acids. The transcript has 3 exons. The record is from RefSeq and is a predicted model, not a curated record. Lineage: Eukaryota; Fungi; Ascomycota; Sordariomycetes; Hypocreales; Nectriaceae.
AUGGUGGAUCAACCCGUAUACACGCUCCACUACUUCCCCUUCUCUCUGUACUCGCUCAUGGUGCGGUUCGGCUUCGUGCUUGGGGAGUCACUUAACCCUAACACGGCGCCGAAGCUGAAGGUUAGGCUGGUCAACUUGCACCGGGGAGACCACCUCUCCGAACCGUAUCUGACACUGGUGAAUACCAAGGGCCAGGUCCCUGUACUGACUUCGCCUCAUUUACCAGCUUCCCUGGACGACGGUCAAUCUGUUGCACUAUGGCUCUGCAAAGAACAGCCGGAAUUGGUGCCGGAAGAGCAUGAGGAAGUCAUCUCAUACCUUAUGGACAAAAUUUAUUCCCUCCAAGCCAUCUCGCUGGUGUUAUCAGAAGAGAACCAGCAAUAUGGCUUCCCUAACGAAGCGGCAGCAUUGCUCGAGAAAAAUGGCCUGUCUCCAAAGUACCGACGGGCCCUUGAAAUCAACAGUAUCUUCCAUGAAUUCACUCACAGCAGUUCUCUGGAUCCGGAAAACGUCGCCGAGGCAGAAGAAGGGGCGCUUGAAUUCAUGCAUGACCUGGUCGAGGUGUUCAAGGAACACAACCAGGGAAAGACGUGGAUAUUCGGGGAUCAGCCUACCAUUUUGGACGCACACGUAGCGGCCUUGGCAGCGCGGUUAAUGGACGUGGAUCGGAGUGAUUUGUUACCCGAGGAAGUGCGAGCGUAUGCACGCUCAGUCAUUGCGACGCCCGAGUGGAACAGGGUCACAAGCGGAAGGCCAACCGUCUGGGACGAUUCGUUAGGGAAGGUGGAAGACUUUAGGUCAAUGUGA